Molecule: messenger RNA, 6532 nt
Organism: Sorex araneus (European shrew)
Lineage: Eukaryota; Metazoa; Chordata; Mammalia; Eulipotyphla; Soricidae
Gene: LSM11
Product: LSM11, U7 small nuclear RNA associated
Exons: 4
Coding region: 7-1101 (364 amino acids)
Biological process (GO): mRNA 3'-end processing by stem-loop binding and cleavage
Cellular component (GO): U7 snRNP
Molecular function (GO): U7 snRNA binding
Source: RefSeq, a predicted model, not a curated record
UCAAACAUGGAGGAGCGCGAGCGGGGGGCGAGGCCGGCGCGCGCCGGGAGCCCCGCGCGCCCGCCCAGCCCGCGGCUGGACGUGAGCUCCGACAGCUUCGACCCGCUGCUGGCGCUGUACGCGCCGCGCCUGCCGCCCAUCCCGUACCCCAACGCGCCGUGCUUCAACAACCUGGCGGAGUACGAGAACUUCCUCAAGACCGGGGUGCGCGGCGGCGGGCGCGGCCGGGCGCGGGGCGCGGGCUCCCGGGGCGCCGCCGCCGCCGGCCCCGCCGGCUCCGGCCCCGCCGGCCCCUCGGCCCGGCCCCGGCGCCGCCACGACGCGCCCGCGCCGGACCCCGAGCGCAUCCAGCGCCUCCGCCGCCUCAUGGUGACCAAGGAGGAAGGGGACGGCGGGGACGGCGCGCGGCGCGGGGCACCGGCCCGGACCAAGAAGGCGCCGCGCAACGUGCUCACGAGGAUGCCCCUGCAUGAGGGCAGCCCCCUGGGGGAGCUGCACCGCUGCAUCCGGGAGGGCGUCAAGGUGAACGUCCACAUCCGCACCUUCAAGGGGCUGCGCGGAGUCUGCACCGGCUUCCUCGUCGCUUUCGACAAGUUCUGGAACAUGGCGCUGACCGAUGUCGACGAGACCUACCGGAAGCCAGUUCUGGGCAAAGCGUACGAACGGGAUUCUUCCUUGACGCUCACUCGGCUGUUCGACCGCCUGCGGCUCCAGGACUCGGCCAAGAAGGAGGCCGACUCGAAGUCGGCCGUGGAAGACUCCACGCUGUCCAGAUACUCGCAGACGUCCACGUGGAAGGUGGCAUCCGUGUGGGGCCACGGAGACACGGGCCGGGGCUCCCGCCGGCGCUCGCGCUCCGUCCCCUCUUCCCUGCAGGCGUCUGCGAGGGAGGAGUCCAGGUCAGAGCUGUCGGGGAGAACUGCCCAGACCGAGGGCUCGAGCGCUGGGGGCACCCUGUCCGGGGCCACCACGCUUUCUCGGGGCCAGCCCCGCAAGAAAAAGCGCAAGGCCAAAGUGGACUACCAGCAGGUGUUCACGCGCCACAUCAACCAGAUUUUCAUCCGGGGCGAGAACGUCCUGCUCGUCCACCUGGCGCAGUGACCGGCCCGAGCCGCGGGGUGUAGAAAUAAGAGUGCAUGCCUCCUCCUCGCCCCCACGAGAGCCCGAGUUGCGGGGGCGGGGGGUCAUUCUCCUUUUUUCUCCCCUCUCCCUCCCCACCCCUGCUUUCCUUCACACCCAGAGUAACAGCCAGGCCCCGACGUCCCCUGGAGACGGGCGUCCCCCAAGGGUGGGCGGCGGGGGGCGGGGCAGGUGCGUCCUGGUCUCCGUGCGCGCGCGCGCGCUGGAGUCUGCCAGGGUCGCACCAACCCAGUGCAAAACCGUCUUCCGUUUGCAUUACGCUCACGGUUCUUCGGAAUCGAAUCCGCUCGGUCCAGAGUGAGGCGGGCCAGGCAGGCCGCACCUCGGAGCGCGUGGGACCGGCGGGGGCGAAGGGGAGGGGGGUGCACCUCCCGGCUCAGAGCCGGCCUCUGAGUCUCGCCCUCCGCGGCUUCUUUCCCCCUUCGGCACCCAGGAAGUGGGGGUCGCUUGUGGGGGGGGGCGGGGUGGAGAGCUCCCCGCUGAGUGAAAGGGCAGCAUGGGGGGGGGUACCUGGGUCUGCCCCGCGCCGCGCACGCAUGGGGGCACUGCUUAUGCCCCGUGGUGGUCCCUCCGCCUGCUUCGGGGCUCUGUCCCCCCAGCGAAAUCGUGCCUGUGACAGGAAGGGCAAAGGCAGCGGGGCUCGCGGGCUCCAGCAGGCGGGGGAGGGUGUGUGCGUGUGCUGUGGCUUCUCCCCCUUCCCUCCCGCGCUCCCCGUGGCAUGGCUUGCUGUCUCCGUGGCAUGACACUAAUGCAUGUGACCCCGUGCCCUGCUCCCCUGUCCAGAGUGUGGCCUGUCCCGUGAGCCCUGGCAGGAGACAGACCCCCCGCCUCGUGUGUGGCUGCCGUGGCUUUCUGCACGAAUUUGGUGCCAUGCGUCCAUCCCUGCCCCCCCCAGUUGGGAAUCCCGCCCCCCCCUUACCCCAUCCGGGCAGCUGACCUCAUAGCCCAUCUCUCGGGGUGGGGAGGGGGUUUGCCAGGGCCACUGAUCUCAUCCUCUGUGUCACACUGGCACCUGGGGGUUCCCCCUGGGGUGUGUGUGGGGGGGGCUCCCCAUUCCUGGUACCCCCUUUCUUACCCUUGGCACUCAGCCGCGCUACACAGCUCCCCCCCCCCCCCCCCGCCGCUGCAGGCUCGGCUGCAAACCUCGACACAGACUGUUAGGGGAAUAUUUAGGCGGUUUCGGUUUUGUCAGUUUAUAUUUGGAAUUUUAUUUUAGAUAGCUGUGUUCAAAGCGAAGACACGUAAGAAAUGGCCGGCUAGAUGCAUAAAGAGAACUAACCCCCCCCCCCACUCCCCGUCCCCGUUCCCGUAGUCAUUGGGUGAAUUAGACAAGCCGGCUGAGGAUCGGGGGCAGAUCUAGUUCAGGGUGCCCAGGCCCUCUGCCACCCCCCCUGUAACCAAGCGGAGCAGCCUUCACCCUCCGUGCCUCAGUUUCCCCAGCGGACACCUACCUCAGAGGCACCGAGACCAACAGUUCUCUCAGAAGGCCUUCCCGUGUCGCCAGUGCCAUAAGCAGUGCUUGGGAUUGAUUCGGACCUGGUAAGACCGUCCAUUUUACGGGCAAGGCAGGUGCUGAGUAGAGGGACCGAGAGAUCUCUGGGGAAGCCGCAGAGACGAUCUCUUGGGGCCCGCAGGGCGCAGUGAGUGGCUUCCAGCACUGCUUCCGUAGCCCGUUCCUUCUCUGAGAGAUGGUGGAAGUUCUCAGAAGACUCUUCUGAAGAGAAAAAUCACUUUUUUUUUUUUUUUGCUGCUCUCCCCAAUACCCCACCCCCCACGUUUUCUGAUUAUUAUCAGGGAAAAUAAAAAAUCCCCUGACGUUUUCAAGGGGUGUGUAUAUGAUGCUACCAAAAGGAAAACGCACAUUCGAAAAAAAUGAUAACAUUUCCCCCAAGGGGAGUAAUUUUUCUAUUUUAUUUGGUCUUUUUUUUUUUUUUAAUGUUUUCUGUAGAGUCAGAUCACAUGCACUAAACUCUGUCGAGAAAUUCCAGGUCACACACCUGGAUUUAGAAAUCUUGGGGGUGUGGAAGAGGAUUUAAAAAUCUAAUUUAGAAGAAAAUUUUAAGUUUUCUUCUAAAUAUCGUUCCUGCGUGAACUCCGGUUUCCCAGGGCGUAAGCUCUGGGUGUCUCCUUGUUCCCAUGGCUCCUGGCCUCUUCCCUCCUCACCCCUCUCUCCUGCCUGGCUGUCCCCGUCUGUCCCUGUGUCCUGCAGCUAGUAGCUGUAAAGGAGACUAGGUCGCUCCGAUAAAGCAGAAUUUUGGAAUCCAGAGGGAUAGGAUACAUCUCCAUCCGUCUCUAGUGCCGAUUAAACGUGUAACCUGAUUGACUUUAAGCGCGUGUUGAUUUUCAUGUUUGCCUCUCAUUUUCUUCUUUCCAUACGACGAUGGAUUUGCUACUUUCCUGCCCAGCUGAACUGUUUCCUGGCUCUGAAAAUUAUUCUAAAGCCUUGUGUCACCUCCCUUAUGUAUCCCCACACACCCUAUUUAUUUGUUUGGAAAGUGAUUCUGGAAUGAGUACCUGUAGGCUAGUAAAUGUGGUGUUUUUGCGUUAAGCGUUUUCGUUAUGUUUCAGAUAAGUCAAUUCAUUUUUAAUUGGUGGCGGGGUGUGUGGGGUGGGGAUUUGUGUGUGUGUGUGUGUGUGUGUGUGUGUGUGUGUGUGUUACUGGUUUUUUUCUUAGACAAAAUUUGUGAAAGGAGGGGCUGGAGCAAUAGCACAGUGGGUAGGGCGUUUGCCUUGCACGCGGCCGACCCGGGUUCGAUUCCCAGCAUCCCAUAUGGUCCCCCGAGCACCACCAGGAGUCAUUCCUGUGUGCAUGAGCCAGGAGUAACCCCUGUGCAUUGCCGGGUGUGACCCAAAAAGCAAAAAAAAAAAAAAAAAAAAAAAAAAAUUUGCAAAAGGAAGUAAAAAAGCAAUCCACAUAAUUUAUAUGCUGCUCAAAAAAUAUCACUGAGGACACUGAGGACUGGGGGCAGCUCCCACAGGCGCCCCUGCAGACCUCCCCCCAGAGCAGGGGAGAGGAAGAGGCCUGGAAGGACAGAUUCCUGCGGUCCCGAGAGGGAGCCAGGGCGGCAGAGGUGUGCAGAGACCGGCCCCCGGCACCCUCCCGCCGGGCCUUGGGGCUUUAGAGACUCCGGAGGCAGCUUCCUCUUUCCGAACCUCUGGCUUUGCCUGGUGUCAAGGGACGGGGAGGUGGCCGGUGUGGCUUUCCAGGGAGAGGGAUUUCCUUGUCGGCCCUUUGCAGCCUCGAGGCUGCUGCCAGACCCGUUAGUGGAACUCCCUCCAGAAGGCGGUUCCCCGCCGUGGGGGGCGUGGUGGGGGCAGGGGAGGGCUGUGCUCCCCACGGACAGGGGUGGCCCUGUUCCCCUGUUGGUGAGAUGGCCCAGGCGACCCCCUUCCAGACCAGUCCGUGCCUUACUCUUGGCGCGAAACCAUCAGCCCCGCCUUGGCACGCCCACGGGCUCCUUCCUGGAAACUGCGGGUGCUCAGCCCCCCCCCACCCCCCACCUCAUCUUUGUGCACUAGGCCAGGAGCAUCCAGCCAUGAGCUGUGAGUUGCCCUUAGGGCUCAGCCUUCCAGAAGUCCAGGCCUACUGUUCUACCCCCCCACCCCCCCAGAGAAAGAGAAACACCCAAUUGGGUGGCUAGGUUUUUAUUUUUUUUGGGGGGGGGCUUUUGGGGUCCACCCCUCUAUGCUCAGGGGUUACUCCUGGCUCAGGCACUCAGGAAUGACUCCUGGCAGGACUUGGGGAACCCUAUGGGAUGCUGGGAAUCGAACCCAGCUCAGCCGCCUGCAAGGCAAACGCCCUCCCCACGGUGCUAUCCUAUCGCUCCAGCCCGGCUUUCUCUAUUUCUUUGGGCGCUGUUGUCCUAGCGACCAACAUGGUGAAAAUCCCCAGUAAGGGGUAAGUUCUGUAAAUCCUGUAGGUUUUCCCAAAGAUUUUAUUACAUGGACCAAAAAAAAAAAAAAAAAAAAACAACUGGUGCUGUCCUCAGCUUUCCAGUCCUUGUUGUAUUUUUUUUUUUAAAGACUGAGGUGGUUGCCACGGGCAGGUCAGGGUGCACGAAAGAGGACCCUGGCCCCCAAAUAAUAACUUUGCAGCUCUUGUGUGACUUUCGGAGUCAGAUUGAGUCUGCGGCCGGUCCAGUGUUUGGGUCGCUGGUGUUCAUCAGCCCGUUUUCCCCCCACCUGCUGACUCCCGGGAGGCGUCUCGUAGCGAUUGUCACGCAGGAGUGUCUUCCCUGGGGGUGGGCUUGUCAUUACUUUCUGGAGUCCACGGACGACGCCGGCGAGUGUCAGAGACGCCACGGGGCUCCUGUCUUAGUUUUCCUGAGCUCUGAGCAAGGGCCCCUUUGGCUUCCUGUGUUGGGAGGCAUUUUUCAAACGCCUGUUGCGUUCUCCGCACUUCUGUAAUAAAAAUGAGAGCUCCCCACCAAGAGGGGGUUUGGGACGGUUCAGAGAUGCAGGGGGGGCGGUGGUGGGGUGGGGGGAGGCGAAGGAGGACGCCUGAGACUUGCCAGGCAGCCUUUUAUUUAUUUAGAACAAAAAGACAUUUGAUAAGCGACCAGAGUUAGUGCUGCUUUCAAAACAUCCCCUCUCUGAGAAGACAGGAGCCGUCCCUCAGGAAUGCUGCGAAAGUGAUUCCCCACGCUCCGCCAUCGCUUUUGAUCUCUUCCUCCUUAAAAAAAAAAAAGAGCAAAAAAGAACCCCCUCCCCCCCCCGAAAAUGUCUGAUGUUGUGUCUGAGUGAUGGUUCUAGAAAGUCGAAAAAAAUGUUCAGGGCUGUUGUUCAGCUGUUGCCUGCGCUGUGUGUGCGCCAAGCGGUUCUCUGCCUGUCACUCCGAUGCUCAGGUGGGUUGUAAGCAGUAACUCGGAGUCUCAAAAAGCAGUGGGCUUGCUGUGUGCUGUGUCCGUGGCCAGGAACCUUCCGGAAUCUCCGGAAUUCGUAGACAAGGCUCCUGAAUCGAUAGACGAAACUCUGAACGUUUCCAGUUUCACUGCGGGCGGGGGGGGGGGGUGUGGUGUGUGUGUGUCUGUGUCUGUCUGUCUGUCUGUCUGUCUCCGGAAUUUGUAGACAAGACUCCUGAAUCUAUAGAUGAGACUCUUAACGUUUCCAGUUUCACUGCGGGUGUGUGUAUGUGUGUGUGUUGGGGGGAGAGGAUGCAUUCUCAUCAGCUGCUCAGAGAAACAGUUUUCUUACUUGUAAUCGCGUCUUGAACCGGCUCCUAAUUGUUAAGCUCAUCUUAACAGUAACAUCUUAAAAUUCCUGUUUCGGAAGCGUUGCUGCUAGUAACUUCCAUCCCUUGGCAACUUUCUGCUUUUGAUCUGUGUCAUGCGGGGGUGUGUGUGUGUCGGGGGAGGGGGAAGUCUGGAAACCAUAAUAAAUACGACUGUAUUCA